CUCGUCACUUGAAGUGGUAAAGGUGUCAGACUGUAUCAUUGUCCGACGAUUGGCUGAGAGUUUCGAUGGCUGGUCGCAGCGUACGCGUCUUCACGGUGGCAAAUGAAUCUCGCUAUGUGGUGGUGCGUAACGUGCCGGCUCUUGGUGUGAUCGAGGACCUGCUCAAGCGACUCAGUUUGUACGGGAAGGUCUGCGAGUAUCGAUUAUUGGAUCACGCGGACGACCGAGAGGCGGCGCUGCAGUUCGAGGAUGCAUCUAACGACGACAGUGAAUUUACCGACACGGUCUGGGUGCAAUACGAGACCGUGAACAACGCACGUCAUGCCAAGGCACGAGGUGUGCAGAAGCCAUUUUACGGCAAUAAACUGCAGAUGUCUUACGCGCCGCAGUUCGAGUCUCGAGAAGACACGGGUGAUAAAUUGGCCCAAAGACGGCAACUGUUGCAGCGUCGUGCUCGACCUAAUGUUUAUCGUGCUGAGAAGAGAUCGACAACGUGGACUCCACCACUGCCGCCUCCACUUCCUCCUCCUGGUGGUGCUAAAGAUACGUCUGCAUUUAUUGGACCCCAAUUGCCAUCAAGGCCUCAACAAUUCGUGCCAAGGCCACUCCAGACAUCACCCAGACCGCAAUACUCGAUGGAUAGACCACAACAAAAUACAAAACGCCGUCGUAUAUAAAGUGAAUUCUACACAAGUUGCUUAAACUGACGGCGCAUGGAGCGAAUGAAAAGCGCCAAGUCCCCGUUCUCGUUAAGAUCCGUCACGAGUUGGUUCAGCGAAGCCACGUUUUCGCUACAGGCGUCCACUGCAGUACGACAAAAGUCAGUAAAUCUUUCAAUAACAGCAAAAUAGCCACCACCUUUAAGCUCACCAAUAUAUCGAUCGGUGAUGGGGUCGAUCGUGAUCCGGAAUGAGAACUCACGACUCGGAUUCUGAGCGUCGAUCUGCGUGAAUCGCACCACAAUGCGAUCCGCUGCACAGCAAAUAAAUAUCCAGUUAUUUUCCGG
Molecule: messenger RNA, 1006 nt
Organism: Phytophthora nicotianae INRA-310
Lineage: Eukaryota; Oomycota; Peronosporomycetes; Peronosporales; Peronosporaceae
Exons: 1
Coding region: 66-677 (203 amino acids)
Cellular component (GO): nucleoplasm
Molecular function (GO): nucleic acid binding
Source: RefSeq, a predicted model, not a curated record